Messenger RNA from Danio aesculapii, 5357 nucleotides. RefSeq names its product glutamate receptor, ionotropic, N-methyl D-aspartate 1b (gene grin1b). Gene Ontology annotation, cellular component: neuron projection; NMDA selective glutamate receptor complex; synapse. The record is from RefSeq and is a predicted model, not a curated record. Bases 546 to 3359 code for a protein of 937 amino acids. The transcript is spliced from 21 exons. NCBI's taxonomy places the organism in Eukaryota, Metazoa, Chordata, Actinopteri, Cypriniformes, Danionidae. Gene Ontology annotation, molecular function: NMDA glutamate receptor activity. Gene Ontology annotation, biological process: chemical synaptic transmission; monoatomic ion transport; ionotropic glutamate receptor signaling pathway.
ACACGGUGCUGUGAUGGUCUGAGAUUUUCCUCGCAUUAACGCAAAUGUUUUGAAGUCUAUUCGACCGUGACAGCUCCGUGAUAUCAGGCGUAAUCUGCGAGUGCGCGCGCAUCAGUGCACGAGCACAGUUCUCAGCACCAAGGACAGCGUCUCUCACAGAGCAUCAGGUCACCCUUGACAAAACCUUGACUACGAUUCAACCAGGGCAAGACCGAAAGAAGUGAACCACAACAUUAACGCGAAACUGUUUUUCUUUUUCUUUUCCCACCCUCUCCGAAGAGAGAGUGCAUGUGAGAGACGACUAUCAACAGGAGCGAGCGUCAUUUUCUCCAAAGGCGCGCUGGCAUGGUCUUGUUGAAUGUGAACGGGUGUGAUGAGCGGGCUCAAUGAGUGAAGCUCAUUCCUCAGCGGAAUAGACGGAGCUGAUCGCAUUCCGGUGCUGCUGGAGAGGAGGACGCGCUGCGAGCGGAUCUGCCUCAUCAACGGACACCGACACGCAUCCUCCACGGGGCACUCGGCUCGACUUCUCUGCCAUCCAGGGCAAAAUGCGUCUGGUUCUGUUCGCCUUUCUCAUCUCGUGCUCCUGCGCGAGAGGUGGAUGCGAACCCAAGACUGUGAACAUUGGAGCUGUCCUGAGCCAGAAGAGAUAUGAACAAGUGUUCAAAGACGCCGUCACCCAAGCCAACAAUAUCUACGGCAAAGAUAAGUUCAAGAUGAACGCGAUUUCAGUCACCCAUAAGCCAAACGCCAUCCAGAUGGCACUCUCCGUGUGCGAGGAUCUCAUCUCCAACCAGGUUUAUGCGAUUUUGGUAAGCCACCCUCCCCAGUCCAAUGACCAUCUGACACCCACUCCGGUGUCCUACACUGCUGGCUUUUACCGUAUCCCUGUAGUGGGUCUGACCACCCGCAUGUCCAUCUAUUCUGAUAAGAGUAUCCACCUCUCCUUCCUGCGCACGGUGCCUCCCUAUUCCCACCAAGCCCAAGUGUGGUUUGACAUGAUGCGCGAGUUCCAGUGGAAUCACAUUAUCCUGAUUGUGAGCGACGACCACGAGGGCAGAGCGGCACAGAAAAGGCUGGAAACCCUUCUGGAGGAGAGGGAAACAAAGAGUAAAAACAGGAACUAUGAAAACCUCGACCAACUGUCCUUUGACAACAAGCGAGGACCCAAGGCAGAGAAAGUCCUCCUGUUCAGCCAAGACACAAAUCUGACGGCUCUGCUCCAGGAAGCCAAGGAGCUUGAGGCCCGAGUUAUCAUCCUGUCUGCAAGUGAAGACGAAGCCGCGGCCAUUUAUAAAGUGGCACGCCAGCUCAAUAUGACAGGCUCUGGUUACGUGUGGCUGGUUGGAGAAAGGGAGAUGUCUGGUAAAGCACUGAGUGAAGCCCCAGAUGGCUUGCUCGGCCUCCAGCUAAUCAAUGGCAAGAACGAGUCUGCGCACAUCUACGAUGCCGUGGCUGUGGUGGCCCAGUCCAUCCAGGAGCUCUUUGAGAAGGAGAAUAUCACAGAGCCUCCUCGAGGCUGUGUUGGCAAUACAAACAUCUGGAAGACUGGCCCACUCUUCAAACGAGUGCUGAUGUCAUCCAAGUAUCCAGAUGGCCUGACAGGCCGCGUGGAGUUUAAUGAUGACGGAGACAGGAGGUUCGCCCACUACAGCAUUCUGAACUACCAGAAAACCCGGCUGGUGCAAGUGGGCGUCUACAAUGGCUCGCAAGUUGUAAUGAACGCUCAGAGGAAGAUUAUUUGGCCAGGAGGGGAGACUGAAAAGCCGAAAGGCUAUCAGAUGUCAACAAGAUUAAAGAUUGUAACUAUUCAUCAAGAGCCCUUUGUCUACGUGAAGCCGACUCUACGAGAUGGAACCUGUAAGGAAGAGCACACUGUAAAUGGAGUCAAAAUCAAAAAAGUGAUCUGCACCGGCCCUAACGAGACCAUUCCAGGUCGGCCCAUAGUGCCUCAGUGCUGCUAUGGGUUCUGCAUUGAUCUUUUGAUCAAACUUGCAUUCACAAUGAACUUCACCUAUGAAGUGCAUCUUGUGGCUGAUGGCAAAUUUGGCACUCAGGAGCGUGUAAAUAACAGCAACAAAAAGGAGUGGAAUGGCAUGAUGGGAGAGCUUCUGAGUGGCCUGGCAGACAUGAUCGUGGCUCCACUUACAAUCAACAAUGAACGAGCCCAGUACAUAGAGUUCUCUAAACCGUUCAAAUACCAGGGGCUCACAAUACUUGUCAAAAAGGAAAUACCACGCAGUACACUGGACUCGUUCAUGCAGCCCUUUCAGAGCACUCUGUGGUUACUGGUGGGUCUAUCGGUCCAUGUUGUGGCGGUGAUGCUCUACCUAUUAGACCGUUUCAGCCCAUUUGGAAGGUUUAAAGUGAAUAGCGAAGAGGAAGAAGAAGACGCCCUCACCUUAUCCUCCGCUAUGUGGUUCUCCUGGGGUGUACUUCUGAACUCCGGCAUUGGAGAAGGUGCCCCUCGGAGCUUUUCGGCGAGGAUUUUAGGUAUGGUGUGGGCUGGUUUUGCUAUGAUUAUAGUUGCAUCUUAUACUGCCAAUUUGGCAGCCUUCCUAGUGCUGGAUCGGCCUGAGGAGCGCAUUACCGGCAUCAACGACCCUAGGCUGCGAAACCCAUCAGAUAAGUUCAUCUACGCCACAGUGAAGCAGAGCUCUGUGGACAUUUACUUCCGGCGCCAGGUUGAGCUGAGCACCAUGUACCGCCACAUGGAAAAGCACAACUACGAGAGCGCCGCUGAAGCCAUCCAGGCUGUGCGAGACAACAAACUCCACGCGUUUAUAUGGGAUUCAGCAGUGUUGGAGUUUGAGGCCUCGCAGAAAUGUGACCUGGUUACUACGGGCGAGCUGUUCUUCCGUUCUGGAUUCGGUAUCGGCAUGCGUAAAGACAGCCCUUGGAAGCAAAACGUCUCUCUGGCCAUCCUCAGUUCCCAUGAGAACGGCUUCAUGGAGGACUUGGAUAAAACCUGGGUUCGAUACCAGGAGUGUGACUCCAGAAGCAAUGCCCCAGCCACGCUCACUUUUGAGAAUAUGGCAGGCGUGUUCAUGUUGGUGGCUGGUGGCAUCGUCGCCGGGAUCUUCCUCAUCUUCAUUGAGAUUGCAUACAAACGACACAAGGAUGCCCGCAGGAAGCAAAUGCAGCUGGCCUUUGCAGCAGUUAAUGUCUGGAGGAAGAACCUACAGGAUAGGAAAAGUGGUAGAGCAGAGCCCGACCCCAAAAAGAAAGCCUCUUUUAGGUCCAUCAGUACCAACCUGGCCUCCAACAUCAAGAGACGUAGGUCGUCCAAAGACACGCCAUAUCCCACGGACAUUACGGGCCAGCUCAACCUGUCAGACCCCUCUGUGAGCACAGUGGUGUGAAAGUGAAGAGAGAAAGAGAAUUUGACAGGCAGAAAGAGAGAGAGAGAGAAGGCGGUGGGCUAUGAAACACCCUCAACACUGUCAUUUGAGCAUAAUUCAACCUUUCUGAGCUUAUGCACACUGGAUAUGAAACUCCUAUGGACACACUGUGCCAAAAUCAACCACACUGGAGCAAAUCCACACUGCCACACAGUUCACACCAGACCAACACACAUACUUACACACACAUACACACAAAGUGCUUCACUUUUUACAAUCUUUUGCACAUAUCUAAAAGAGUUUUUGUGAAAUAUGUAAAUAUGCAUUCAGACUUGUGUUUCUCCACAUUAGGUCGACAUUCACCAGAGAAAAUAAUAAGAUAUUACCGAAUUAGUUUUUCACUUUUAUGAUACGGACAUUGUUACAGUACAUAUGUGAUACACGUCUUUCUACCUCCACCUAAGAUAUAUGUAGCUCAUCUCAACACUUUGGCAGUGUUUUGAUGUUUUCCCAACUGAAAAGAGCAAACACCGAACAUAUCUUUGGAUUUGAUAAAGUAGGUUAUGGUAGAAAAUGUGCUACUAUAAAUAAUAAGACUGUCGUGAAGGGCACAUUUUGAUCAUCGUUGCACUUUGGUGUAUUAUUCCUCAUUUUUGACUCUCUCUCUUCACUGCCAUUUCCUGAAGUGGUCCAGGUUGCUUUUUGGACACAUACUGUGGAUUUUUAAUUCUCUGUUUAUUUAUUCAGUUGUGUUUUUUUUACAUUUUGUAAAAAGACUUCCUUUUUUUCAAUGAGAAUGAUCUAUCAGCAUAUAAUACAGGGGUUAUUCAACCAGGGGGCUAAAUGUAGCAAAUCUGACCUUGUUCAUUAUGACGUUAAAAAAAGAAAACGAAAGGAACCCAUUCAUGAUAAAAAGAGUGGCGUAGAUGUGAUGAAGCAGCUAUUAUUACAGGGUUUUUUGAGCUCAAUCUUGAACCUUGCUUGAAAUUCCCUGUAAUAAUUUCCGUAUCAUUGUGUGAGCUGGUAGCGUGCGUCUUUUUGCUACCACAAUGGGGACCUUUCCACACAUUAUAUAUAUAUAUCAUGAUCAUGAUGUCAUUAUAAUAUAUGAGCAGUAUUAUAUUUUGUCUGUGAUGCUGUUUCCAUUGUUUGUUGUCAAGCUUUUGCUCUGUGGACUAGCUGGCAAAAGUGAUCAUUUAUAAUGCGAGUCUUUAUCUGUGGGCUUUUCAAAGUAUACUGAGCAGUAUUAGGUCGAAGUAUUAGAUCGCUGUAUACAUAGUUUGUCUCGAACAAUCAAUCUGAGGGCUUUGCUAAUAUCGUGAGAAGUUUAGAAUGUGAACUAUGCGUACUGUAACUGUUAAGUUAUGGAGCUGUUUUAUAAGAUGAACACGUUAAUAGAUUUUAGAUUCGAACUGAGAGGUUUUUAUAUAGAAUAACACACAGAUUAAUAGAUCAGGGUCUGGUGGUCUUUGUUUGACAGUAUUGUUCUGUUGGGAUCCAAAUUUACUGUUAACAUGACUGUGAACUGCUUUAUGUCAACGUGAAAUUCGUCAGGAAGCGUGUAACGUGUGAAGCAGAUUCGCAAAAUUCAUAAAUAUAUAAUAUGACCUACUUACAAACACGCUACGUCCAUCAAGCUAAUAUCUGAUGAUGUAAUUGGAAUCUGGUGAAAACACACAAUGGUGACAGGAGUGAAUUCAAGUGUGUGACCUGAAGUAGAUCUUUUAGAAACAAACAAAGCAAUGCAACCUGUCCCGUGUGCUGUUGUGUGCUAACAUGCAUCUUCUCUGGAGCUUUAAGAUAUUGCAAGGUCAUUUUAAUCUGCUUUCACCAUAUUUUUUAACCACCAAAUGUGCUUUUGAUGACUAUUCCGAUACUGUUUGUGGACAAAAGAAAUCUCUGAAUUGAAAUGCAAACAAAGAUAUAUGUUUCAAAAUGUAUAACUGCUUUACUCCAGUGUGCCAAUAAAAUAUGUAUCAAACGAAAAACAAUGAAACCUGGAUUAAAUAAAUUCAUCCU